AUGAAUCGGUUGGGCUUCUUCCUCAGUGUCCUCAGCCUACUGCUAUGUCUUGCCUCCAUCAUGCAGGCAUGUCCUCCGCGCUGCCACUGCCAUGGCGGAGACCUGCAGCAUGUCAUCUGUGACAACGUGGGGUUGAAGAAGAUCCCCAAGGUGCCUGAACAAACACGGCUUCUCAACCUGCAGAAGAACAGCUUCCCCAUCCUGCCAACCAACAGCUUCCGUGACAUGAAAAAGCUGGUGUCCCUGCACCUCCAGAGCUCACGGAUCAAGGAGAUCUCAGCUGGAGCCUUUCGGGGGCUCAAGAGUCUGGUCUACCUCUAUCUCACUGACAAUCAGAUCAGUGUCAUAAAACCAGGAGCCUUUGAUGAUCUCUCUGAGCUCACUUACCUGUACCUGGACAAGAACAAGAUCCCAGACCUACCCAAAGGGCUCCUCUCCCCUCUUGUCAACCUCUUCAUUUUGCACUUGGGCAGCAAUAAAAUCCAGGAGCUGAAACCAGGGGCUUUCAAGGGGGCUAAAGACCUGCGCUGGCUCUUCCUCUCUGACAACUCCCUCACCAACCUCCUGCCUGGGGCCCUGGAGGACAUAGAAAAUCUUGCUGUCCUCCACCUGGACAAGAACCAUCUGAGUAACUAUCCAGUGAAUGCAAUGAGUAAGCUGAGAGUGCUGGAGGAGCUGAAGCUUUCUCAUAAUCCAAUUGAGGUCAUCCCUGACAAUGCCUUCCAGUCCUUUGGGCGAUACCUGCAGACACUCAACCUGGACAACAUGAAACUGAAGAAGUUUGCAGACAAUGCAUUUGCUGGUGUGACCGUGCUGAAGACUGCUCACCUGGAGAGCAACCGGCUCACCCAGCUGCCCCGCAGCUUCCCCUUCGACAAGGUGGAGACCCUGACACUCUCCCGGAACACCUGGCACUGCAACUGCCAGCUGGCACAUCUGCGCAAGUGGCUGAAAGGCAAUCGCACUCGCACCGAGGAGACCUGUUCCACGCCUGCACAGUACCGGGGACAGUCCAUCAGAGACACCCCAGCCCUCCGCACCUGCAAGCUCCCCACCAAGAGGUCCAAAAAGGGAAGUCGCCAUUAAAGACGUCUGGCCCUUCUGAACCUUCUUCUCUCC
Molecule: messenger RNA, 1119 nt
Organism: Pogoniulus pusillus (Red-fronted tinkerbird)
Lineage: Eukaryota; Metazoa; Chordata; Aves; Piciformes; Lybiidae
Gene: CHAD
Product: chondroadherin
Exons: 4
Coding region: 1-1086 (361 amino acids)
Molecular function (GO): protein binding
Source: RefSeq, a predicted model, not a curated record